UGUGGAAUCAGUCGUUCAUACAGGUGUCACAGGUGUGCGUGCGUGAACCAAGUCGGAACUCUCAAACGGAAAAACGCGACAUUACAUUGGAAAUCGGUGUUUUGAGUCACACAAUACCGAGUUGUCCGGUGCUUAUGCAAAUUUAAUUGCGGUCUCCCAAUUCAUUGAAAAGUCAAAAGGUCGCUAACACCACCAGCCCGACCGCCCGCCCUCGGACCAAAAUAAACACAAUCAGCAAAUGAAACAGGCAGCACCUCGGGCGAGGGAGAACCGCUCAACCGGUUUCAAAAUAUCACCCAGCACAGCACCAAGUUUUUUUGCCUAUAUAUUUAGUUUAUAGGGAAUAAAAACAUACACAAACGUAGUAUAUACGAGACCCAUGAAGUGUCGGUGUGUUUUGAGUGAAAAACUAAUUUAGUAAUCCGAGUCAGCAGGGCAAGAAAAUUAAACAAAUAAUAACGAAGCCUGAGCAGACGUAGUAGUCGUAGCCGUAAAGAAAAAAAGCCAACCAAGCCAGACAGACAGACAACAAUGGGUUAUUCCAUAAAGAACUGCGAAACGGGUGAGCUGGAGUACUUCUACACGGACACCGCCCGAGUAAAGAAACCCGCCUACGAUGAGGAAACCGGCGAACCAUUGCACGACCAGAUGAAGGUACGCUACCGGAAGCACGGUAACUUCCAUGUCCCCAAGCACUGUCUCCGGGGUACCUUGUGCGACGAGGUGGACGACGUGCUGGCGAACACGGUGCGACAUGGCGCAGCGGCGAUUCCAGAGAUUCCCAAGCCCGCUCCCCGGAAAGCCACUCGGGGCUACGAGCGGGAGGAUUUCUAUCACAUGGAUGGUGUCAAUAGCAACAUAAUCCUGGGCUACAAGCGCUACGAGUACCUCCUGUUCCUGGUUCCCACACUCUUCUGCUACAACUUCUUUAUUGGCGCCACGCUAGCCGUCAUCGAGAUCUUCCUGCACAUGAUGUCCCACCACAAGAACAGCCUGACCAUGCAGAAGGGUCUCUACUUCCGCAGCCCCCUCCAUGUCCUCUCCUCGCAGUUCUGCGCCAUCUGCCGCACCGAGUGCGACAGCAAGUACAAUCGCAUCUUCGAUAUGCUCAACAAACAGAUGCGCAACUCCCAUCGAUCCGAAACUCUGAAGGACAUGGCAAAGGCCAUGGCUUAAGUCGACCGGGUCGAGUGGGUUACUCAAGGACUAGACAUGAUUAACUAAUUUAAUUUUUUUUAAACAGAAACGAUUUUUUGUCACGCGGUCAACAAAAAUAAAUGCACUGGUUUAUCACUGAAGUA
Molecule: messenger RNA, 1301 nt
Organism: Drosophila bipectinata
Lineage: Eukaryota; Metazoa; Arthropoda; Insecta; Diptera; Drosophilidae
Source: RefSeq, a predicted model, not a curated record